Messenger RNA from Trichosurus vulpecula (common brushtail), 942 nucleotides. Its product is annotated as olfactory receptor 13C9-like. Gene Ontology annotation, biological process: G protein-coupled receptor signaling pathway. Gene Ontology annotation, cellular component: membrane. Bases 1 to 942 code for a protein of 313 amino acids. Lineage: Eukaryota; Metazoa; Chordata; Mammalia; Diprotodontia; Phalangeridae. The transcript has a single exon. The record is from RefSeq and is a predicted model, not a curated record. Gene Ontology annotation, molecular function: G protein-coupled receptor activity; olfactory receptor activity.
AUGAUGGAAGGACUCAACUGGACAUCUGGGAGGGGGUUUGUUCUACUGGCAUUUUCAGAAUACCCCAAGACUGAAAGGCUCAUCUUUCUUUUAUGUCUGGUGAUGUACAUGGUCAUCAUACUGGGUAAUAGUAUUAUAAUUAUGCUCACUAUCCUGGAUUCUCACCUUCACACCCCAAUGUACUUUUUCCUCAGUAACCUCUCCUUCUUGGAUAUCUGUUUUACAUCCUCUUUUGUCCCUAAAAUGCUGACAAACUUCUCAUGGGGGAGAAAAACCAUCUCCUUUUCUGGGUGUAUGAGUCAAAUGUAUAUCUUCCUUGCCAUGGGGACCACAGAGUGUGUACUCCUAGCCACAAUGGCUUAUGACCGCUACAUGGCCAUCUGUAAUCCCCUCAGAUACCCUAUCAUCAUGAACAAGAGACACUAUGUGCAGCUGGUGGUUAUAUUGUGGGUUGUAGGUUUUCUUAAUUCAACUAUGGAAACAGCUCUUGCAAUAAGGUUGCCCUUUUGUGGGAAAAAUAUAAUUAACCAUUUUUUUUGUGAAAUCUUAGCCAUACUAAAGCUGGCCUGUGCUGACAUCUCCUUGAAUGAGAUAGUUAUGUUGAUAGAUUGCAUAACACUUGCAUUCUCCCCAUUAUUAUUAAUUAUUCUCUCCUAUAUUUUUAUUCUCUCUGCCAUCCUGAGAAUUAACUCUGCAGAAGGGAGGAAAAAAGCCUUUUCUACUUGUUCUGCACACUUGACUGUGGUGACUGUGUUUUAUGGGACCAUCCUCUUCAUGUAUAUGAAACCCAAGUCCAAAAAUUCAAUUACAGACAAGUUCAUCACAUUGUUCUAUUCGGUGGUGACCCCCAUGCUGAACCCCAUCAUCUAUAGCCUGCGGAACAAGGAGGUGAAUGCAGCCAUGAGAAAUGUGCUGAAAAGACUUCCAUUCAAGAGGUCCUAA